UGUCUUUUUUUUGCAGUUUGAGUUGGUGAUAAAUUCAUGACAACAUAACGCUUUUAUCAUAGUUCAUCAUUUAACGGAACACUCCAGCGUUCAUUUCUUUCUAAAUUUAUUUCGAGUUAUUUUGAUCAGUAGUUGAAAUGCCAUUCCUCACCGAUCGUGAAUCGCUUCUUUCGCCUAGGCGCGUAAGGCAACAACAAUAUUUACACAGACUUGCCUUAGUCCUUGGUGGUUUUUUCAUCAUUUUUAGCAUCUUUUGGAUAAUUUCAUUCUGUGUAAAUUACAAGUAUAGAUAUAUUGAACCCUCCAUUCUUGCCUGUAAAUCUCCCAAAUACGAUUAUAACUUAUUGGCCAUCCGUUGGACACCGACCUUUUGUUUUGCCAAAAAGUGUGUCAACUCUACAGAAAAUUGGGAUAUUCACGGUCUCUGGCCUAGUUGGACCAAUGGUUCUGAGGGGCCUGAGUUUUGCUGUCGUACAUGGGGCUUUACUAAAACAGAUUUGACCCCAAUUUUACCAGAUUUAGACGAGGAUUGGCCUAACCAAUUAUCAAAUCGGGAUAAAGACAGUCUAUGGAAACAUGAGUGGGACAAACAUGGAACUUGUUCAACCUUAGCUCACUCUGGAGGAUUGAUCAAUUAUUUCAACACUACGAUUACUUUAUUCAAGAAAUAUCCUAUUCAAUCAUGGCUCAGUGAAAAUAAUAUUGUACCAACUCCUCUUACUGGUCCAGCGUAUACUCUUGAACAAAUACAUAAUGCUACUUCAAGUAAACUUGGUAAACGCAUUUCGAUAAGGUGCAUAACUAAAAAGGGCAAACAGUUAAUUGACUCUAUUUAUUUGUGCUUUGAACCAUCAUCCAUGGUUCCCGUUGAUUGUCCUCCUGAUGCCUGCAGAAAGACGAGAUUAAUCUUGCCCCAAGCACACUAAAAAAUGGUUCUCUAAAAUGAGCAUUAACCAUCUCAAGAAUAUCUUUCUGAAAUUUUUAUUCAUCGCUUUUACACGAUUUUUACAACAUUCUAAAUCAACUUAUAAGACUGUUUAACUUGAUAACCUGGCCCUAUGACUCGCUAAAAACUGUAAAUGUCAGAAUUCAUCAGCUCUUUACACUGUGAAUCAUGGACUACAGAUUUGCUUCUUUACUAUUAUCCUUUGAAGCAAUUAACCAAAUAAGUUAUGGUUUAAAUCAUGAAUCGAUCUUGGAAUCUUAGCGUGAAAAAUACAUAUAAUAGUUCUAUGAUAUAUUUUCAAGAAAUCUAAUCUUAUUGAAGAUACUCUUAAUCAACUGACAUCUUCCAUAUCUGAUUUGGUUACCUAUUUAACCAUAAAAGAGAUUGUAAAGUACGAAGUUCAACAAUCAUGAUAUCGAAUUAGUUUACUAUUUACUUUCUGUUGUUGAUAAAAACUAUACAUUAAAUAAGUCAAACAGA
Molecule: messenger RNA, 1426 nt
Organism: Tetranychus urticae (two-spotted spider mite)
Lineage: Eukaryota; Metazoa; Arthropoda; Arachnida; Trombidiformes; Tetranychidae
Product: ribonuclease Oy
Biological process (GO): RNA catabolic process
Cellular component (GO): extracellular region
Molecular function (GO): ribonuclease T2 activity; RNA binding
Source: RefSeq, a predicted model, not a curated record